This is a messenger RNA of Capronia epimyces CBS 606.96, 3057 nucleotides long. Its product is annotated as 6-phosphofructo-2-kinase/fructose-2,6-bisphosphatase. The transcript is spliced from 2 exons. Gene Ontology annotation, biological process: autophagy; intracellular protein transport; endosomal vesicle fusion. Gene Ontology annotation, cellular component: fungal-type vacuole membrane; cytoplasm. Bases 1 to 3057 code for a protein of 1018 amino acids. NCBI's taxonomy places the organism in Eukaryota, Fungi, Ascomycota, Eurotiomycetes, Chaetothyriales, Herpotrichiellaceae. The record is from RefSeq and is a predicted model, not a curated record.
AUGUUGUCUGCAUUCACCGCCCAGCCCAUUGUUGAGCUGAAACAACGAGACAAGUCCAAAAUCGAAUCCAUCCUUUCUCAUAGCGACCAGUUACUCGUCGGUCUCAACACUGGCGCUCUUCGCGUUUAUCGGAUUAAAAGUCUACCCUCGAGGAGUUCUGAGCUCGAUGAUGAAGCCGAACACCGCCCUCCCACCGCUGAUGACUCGACGCCAAGUACGAAACCCUCCGAACUGCUUCGCGAGUACGAAAAGUUCUCGAAAUACAAGAUCGAACAACUUGCCGUGUUUCGUGAAGCAAACAUUUUGAUAUCUCUGAGCAACGGUCUCGUCUCGAUUCAUGAUCUUGGAACAUAUGAGCUGCUCGAGCAAUUGCCCAAAACAAGGGGAGCGAGUACUUUCGCGGUGACGAGUAAUAUCGUAAAAGAUCCCACAACUGGUGUUCCUACGCUGGUUAGCAGAUUAGCUGUCGCUGUCAAGCGGAGGCUGUUGCUAUGGACAUGGCACGAUGGAGAGCUCGACGGUGAUGCAAUCGAAAUUCCCCUGUCCAACAGCAUCAAAUCAUUGACAUGGGCGACCGGGACGAAAAUCCUCGUGGGCCUCAACGCCAAUUAUGUCCUCGUCAAUAUCGAAACCGAAGAGGUGAAGACCAUCAUCGGCCCGGGUAGUAUUGGUGGCGCUCCCGGUCAGGAGAGUAGCAGACUGGGCGGAACCAUGAGCUACAUUGGAAUGGGGUCUAUGGUGCCGACGCCGCUCGCUACGGGGCUUGGAGAGGAUGAGAUGCUACUGGCAAAAGACAUCAACACACAUUUCAUCGACCGAGAGGGAGAAUCGAUCGGCCGGAGGCAAAUACCAUGGCGGACGUCGCCCCAAGCAGUGGGAUACUCCUACCCCUACCUACUCGCUCUGCAGGAGGCCAGCAAGGGUGUUCUGGAAGUUCGCAAUCCUCGGACACUCACCUUGCUUCAGUCAAUCGAUCUCCCCGGCGCCGUGUUGUUGCAGGUCCCAAACCCCAGUAUCAGCUUGGCCCACCAAGGCAAAGGGUUCUUCGUCGCCAGUGAACGGACUGUUUGGAGGAUGCAGGGUUUAAAUUAUGAUGCCCAAAUUGACUCCCUUGUUGAGAGCGGCUCUCUCGACGAAGCGAUCAGCCUUUUAGACAUGAUUGAAGAGACUUUGAUCGACAACAAGGCAGGACGCUUACGAGAGAUCAAAAUGCAGAAGGCUCAGAAGUUGUUUGAUGAGAAGAAGUUCCGGGAUGCAUUGGAUUUGUUUGGAGAGGUGACCGCACCGCCGGAGCGUGUCAUCAAACUAUAUCCCAAACUCAUCGCUGGGGAUCUGGCUAAAGAUGCGCAUGAGGACGACGCAGAAUCUACAGCACCGUCGAAGACCGAGGACAGCCCGAAGAAGCGUCACAUGAAGACCGACUCAAUCACGAGUCCGGCCACUAAGGCCAAGGAACUUACCUCUAACGCAGACAACAUCAGUGUCAGAAGCGUUGGGUCGGUGGAUCAUAGUGGCAGCGAAGCCCUAUCAGAAAAGGAGCUUAAGGUUGCCGUUCGCGAGCUUCAGGCCUUCCUUGCCGACGUUCGUCGUAGGCUACAGCGCUUUUUCAAUCAGGAUCAAACUGUACGGACUUUAGCCGACGUACAGAACAUCUCUCAGUCGGAAGAUAUUCGUCAAGUGACCGAAUAUCUCCUUGGGCUGCCAACACUGGACGAUAUCGACCUGCCUGAUAGAAUUCUGGCACUUGCACGACUGGUGGACACCACCUUGUUCAGGGCACACAUGUAUGCGACGCCAUCACUUGCAGGUUCGCUCUUCCGAAUCCCCAACUUCUGUGACCCUGAAGUCGUGAUGGCCAAACUCGAAGAAAAUGAGCGGUACAAUGACCUCAUUGAAUUUCUGUACGGCAAACGGCUCCAUCGACAAGCACUGGAGAGACUCCAGAAGUUCGGACAGGCAGAGGAAACAGAAGGCAUUGAUGUUGAAUUGCACGGCCCCGCUAGAACAGUGGCGUACCUGCAGAAUUUGGGGCCAGAGUUGAUUGACAUGAUUCUCGAAUUCGCGAGAUGGCCUCUAGAAACGGAACCUGAAAUGGCGAUGGAGAUCUUCCUGGGUGAUACGGAAAACGCAGAGUCGCUGCCACGGCACACAGUCCUCGCCUUCCUCGAGUCUAUCGACAAGGGAUUGGCCCAACGGUACCUAGAGCAUGUCAUUGACGAGCUGAACGACCUCACGCCAGAUCUACACCAGCAUCUGGUGACGUUGUAUCUUGACCGGCUCCAAGACCCAUCUUGUCAGAGUCGAGACGAAACCCUCGACAAGCUCUUGACACUUUUGAGGACGUCUGAGCAAUACUCCCCCGCAAAAACCUUGGGCUUACUGCCCCGAGACGACGCAGUGUUCUACGAAGCUCGAGCGAUUGUCUUCAGCAAAAUGGGCAAUCAUAAGCAGGCUCUCGAGAUUUAUGUCUUCAAGCUACAUGAUCCAGCAAAGGCUGAGGAAUAUUGCAAUCAGAUCCACCUGGAAGAGACCAUGAAGAACAAUCGCAAGGCUCCUUCGCGGCGAAAGUCGACGACCGAUCCAGUCGACGAACAGCCCUCGAUCUACCACGUCCUUUUGAAUCUCUAUUUGAACCCCCCCAAAGGAGAAAACGCCCUUUGGGGUCCAGCCAUCGAAAUAAUGGCCCGCCAUGGCCCCAGGUUGCCAGCAAGCUCCACGCUAGAGAUGAUCCCUGAAAACUUGACGGUAAGGGACCUCGAGUUCUAUUUCCGGGGACGAAUUCGCAAUGCAAAUAGCAUCAUGAAUGACACGAUGAUAACGGCCGGGCUGAGGAAAGUGGAGGCUGUUCGAGUCCAGGCGGCUCUGCUGCUUGGAGACGGCGCUCCAUCCGGAGGCCGGGGGAGGAAGGUCCGGAUCGACGACGACCGAGUGUGUGGUGUCUGCUACAAGCGCCUUGGUGGCAGUGUCAUCAGUGUGUUCCCCGACAACUCGGUCGUCCAUCUUGGAUGUGCCGUUCGCAAGCAAAAUGAGCUUGCCGGCAAAAGCCAAGGGCCCUAG